Sardina pilchardus (European sardine) is the source of this 3326-nucleotide messenger RNA. It is a transcript of the gene gfm1, whose product is annotated as G elongation factor, mitochondrial 1. Gene Ontology annotation, molecular function: GTP binding; translation elongation factor activity; GTPase activity. NCBI's taxonomy places the organism in Eukaryota, Metazoa, Chordata, Actinopteri, Clupeiformes, Clupeidae. The record is from RefSeq and is a predicted model, not a curated record. The transcript has 18 exons. Gene Ontology annotation, biological process: mitochondrial translational elongation. Gene Ontology annotation, cellular component: mitochondrion. The coding region runs from base 63 to 2309 and encodes 748 amino acids.
GACUUUCACAGGCUGACAUCCAUCCACGGUUGUGUAAAGGUGUCCCGAACCGUAUAGCCAAAAUGAGAGUACUAAAAGCAGGUUUAACCUUAAGUCAACUACACUUAAAGAAACCUGGGACAUUGACUCUGAAACAGGUCCUGUUAAAUAGUUGUCGGUCAUGUUCGUCUGUCAUCAUCCCCAACGAGAGGAUACGCAACAUUGGCAUCUCUGCUCAUAUCGACUCGGGGAAGACCACACUCACCGAGCGGAUUUUGUACUACACUGGACGGAUAGCUGAAAUGCACGAAGUAAGGGGCAAGGACGGGGUCGGGGCUGUCAUGGACUCUAUGGAGCUGGAGAGACAGAGGGGCAUCACUAUUCAGUCAGCCGCCACGUACACCAUGUGGAAUCAACACAACAUCAACAUCAUUGAUACUCCAGGUCACGUGGACUUCACCAUCGAGGUGGAGCGCUCGCUGCGCGUGCUGGACGGAGCGGUUCUGGUUCUGUGCGCGGUGGGCGGGGUCCAGUGCCAGAGCAUGACGGUCAACAGGCAGAUGAAGCGCUACAACGUGCCCUUCCUCACCUUCAUCAACAAGCUGGACCGCGCCGGCGCCAACCCCUACCGGGCUCUGCAGCAGCUCAGGAGCAAGCUGAGCCACAACGCUGCGUUCGUGAACCUGCCCAUCGGCCUGGAGGGGAACCUGCGGGGCCUGGUGGACCUCAUCGAGGAGCGCAGCCUCUACUUCGAGGGGCCGUUUGGUCAGAGUAUCCGCUUUGAUGAGAUCCCGGCGGAGAUGCGUGCGGAGGCGGCUGACAGGCGGCAGGAGCUGGUGGAGUGUGUUGCCAACGCCGACGAGAUCCUGGGAGAGAUGUUUCUAGAAGAGAAGAUCCCCACCGUCGAUGACCUGAAGGCUGCUGUGCGUAGGGUCACUAUCCAGCGGACCUUCUCCCCUGUGCUGGUGGGCAGUGCCCUGAAGAACAAAGGGGUGCAGCCUCUCCUGGACGCCGUGCUGGACUACCUGCCCAACCCCACUGAGGUCAACAACUACGCGCUCCACAACGACGAGGAUUCAAGUGAAGCCACUAAAAUCCUGAUGGACCCCACCAGAGAUGCAUCUAAGCCUUUUGUGGGCCUGGCCUUCAAGCUGGAGGCGGGGCGCUUCGGUCAGCUGACGUACAUGCGUGUGUACCAGGGCUGCCUGAAGAAGGCCGAGUACAUCUACAACACGCGCACCAACAAGAAGAUCCGCGUGCAGAGGCUGGUCCGACUCCACGCAGGCGAGAUGGAGGAUGUGGAGGAGGUGUACGCGGGGGAUAUCUGUGCCCUGUUUGGCAUCGACUGUGCCAGCGGAGACACCUUCACCGCCCGCACCAGUGCUGACAUCUCCAUGGAAUCGAUUCAUGUGCCUGAUCCUGUGAUCUCCAUGUCCAUAAAACCCACCAACAAGAUCGACACGGAUAAGUUCUCCAAAGGCAUCAACCGCUUCACGCGGGAGGACCCCACCUUCAGGGUGCACUACGACCCCGAGAGCAAGGAGACCAUCAUCUCUGGCAUGGGGGAGCUGCACCUGGAGAUCUACUCCCAGAGGAUGGAGAGGGAGUAUGGCUGCCCGUGUGUGAUGGGCAAGCCCAAAGUGGCCUUCAGAGAGACCAUCACUGCACCUGUGCCGUUUGAGUUCACGCAUAAGAAGCAGUCCGGGGGCUCGGGCCAGUACGGUAAGGUCAUCGGCGUUCUGGAGCCGCUGGAAACGGAGAGCUACACUAAAGUGGAGUUUGACGACCGCACCAUUGGCACCAACAUCCCCAAGCAGUUCGUCCCGUCUGUGGAGAAGGGCUUCAGGGAGGCUUGUGAGAAAGGGCCUCUGACCGCACACAAGAUAUCCGGCGUGCGGUUUGUGCUGGACGAUGGAGCCAGUCACAUGGUCGACUCCAACGAGCUGUCCUUCAUCCGCGCGGGAGAAGGCGCUCUCAAGCAAGCUAUGGAGAACGCUCACGCCGUGAUCCUGGAGCCAAUCAUGUCGGUGGAGAUCGUCGCGCCCAAUGAGUUCCAGGGGCAGGUCAUCGCCGGGGUCAACCGUCGCCACGGCGUCAUCACAGGACAGGACGGCGCGGAGGAUUACUUCACUCUCUACGCGGAUGUCCCUCUGAACGACAUGUUCGGCUACUCCACCGAGCUGCGCUCCGGUACUGAGGGGAAGGGCGAGUACACGAUGGAGUUCAGCCGAUAUCAGCCCUGCCUGCCGGCCGUCCAGGAGGACCUCGUCAACAAGUACCUGGAGGCUACAGGACAGCUUCCUGCCAAGAAAGGCAAAUGGAAGAACUGAGUGCCCGAGGACACACACACACACACACACACACCAUACUGUCUAGGACAUAUUUGGGGGGUCUCCUUUCAAGCCUGGAUUGCCAGUGGCAGAUUCGACUGUAGUUUCAGCUCUUUCCUCUAGCAGUGAGGACAGUAGGGAUGUCGGUGCUGUGGAGUUCAGAUGUGUAUAUUUACGGUACAUGUUUCCUCUUCGUCCAUAUCUCCACCUGCCCUGCUGUCGUCUGUGUAAUGAAAAGCAUGAAACGUGUCCCAGGUUGCCAUUCGUUUUCCCAACAGAGCCAACAAGACAGCCACGGCCAUACUGUUUAGAUAACUGAGCUCAGACCGCGUGAGCUUGAGGUCAAAACGUCAUAACUAUUUCCCCCGACAAAGAUGUAUCCUUUUGCACCAACAGAGUAAUUUAUACAUUUUUAGACUUUCCUCUUUCAGGACUGUAUGACCCACACUUCCCACUGGACUGGACUAGUCUACAUCUAGUCACAGGGGUGGACAGGGCCACUGGACUAGACCAUGUCUGGUCAGAGGGGUGGAAACGAGGGCCUAUACAGUGAAUUGCUUUUGUACUGUGUACAGCGGAUUAUGAUGAUGAUGAUGAUGAUGAUGUAGUCUGUGUAAUUAAAAUGUUAAUUCUAUCACCGUUUGUGUGUCUUUAAUUAUGACUAAUAGUUCAUUACCAACUGUUACCAUUAACACUGAGAGGGUUCCGCAGUGUAGCCAGUUGGCGGCAUUCUCUGAAAAUAUUUUCUUAUCCGAACAACACUGGUAAUGUAGGCCUCUGUGAGUGAAUCAAUAUCAAAUCGAAUCAAAGCCUCGUGAAUUAUAAUCUAAUUAAAUCAGGAAGUCCAUGUACACAGCCACUAUAAAUAAGAAUGUGAUUUCAUCAUAGCUCCUUCAUUGAAGCUGUGUGGAGAUCUUCAAAUCGAACUUCACAUAUCUUAUGACGGCCUCUUACUGUUUCUAGGGCACCGUUUUGUUUAUCUAUCAAAACACACACAAACAGAUGUGAACUGAAUAU